AUGUUGUCUUCAAGCAACAUGAUGCGAACUAGUAUCCUCCGAACAGGGAGGUUGACUACACGAGACACAGCACGUAUCGCACGCUUAACAGCAGCUCAAAUCCAAACAAGCCGUCGAAACUUCUCCUCUACUCAAAGAACAGUUUGCGCAAGCUGCGCAACUUCUGGAGGCCAACCAUGUACUCGUCAUAACCCGAACAGCCGUGCUAGUGCCGGCAAUAUCAUCACAAGCUUCAACACCACCAACAGCCUAGGCAAAACUGCCAAAUACGCCACAGAAGCGAGCCCAAUUAUCCCCAAGGAGCAAUGGGCACAGGUAUUGGAACAAAAAGGUGGAUCUGUCCAGUAUAAAAAGAUCCCCGUUCCUACACCAGGCUCGGACGAGGUCUUGAUCAACAUCAAGUACAGCGGUGUUUGCCACACAGAUCUUCACGCCAUCAACGGCGACUGGCCUCUUGAUACCAAGAUGCCCUUAGUUGGUGGCCACGAGGGCGCUGGCGUAGUAGUUGCACGGGGAGAGCUUGUCAAAGAUGUUGAAAUCGGUGACCAUGUAGGUCUCAAGUGGCUGCACGGCUCCUGCAUGAGCUGCGAGCAGUGUCGACAGUCUAACGAGUCACUCUGUUCCGAUGCUUCUCUUUCUGGCUAUACGGUUGACGGUUCAUUUCAACAAUACGCUCUCGGCAAGGCAGCGCAUGUCGCCCGUAUCCCCAAGGACUGUGAUCUCGCUGGCGUGGCACCGAUUCUAUGUGCCGGCCUUACUGUCUACAAAGCCCUGAAGUCCUCUGGCGUCCGUCCUGGACAGAGUGUGGUCAUUGCCGGUGCAGGCGGCGGCCUUGGAGUUUUUGCUGUUCAAUAUGCCAAAGCGAUGGGGUUGCGGGUAACAGCUCUUGACGGCGGUGAUGAAAAGAGAAAGGUCUGCACAGAGCUUGGUGCUGAUACUUUUGUCGACUUCAAGACGUCUACCGAUAUCGUCGCUGAUAUCAAAAAGGCAACACACGGGCUGGGUCCUGACGGAGUUUUACUUCUGGCUGCAAGCGAGAAGCCCUUCCAACAGGCUAGUCAGUAUGUCAAGAGUAAGGGCACAAUUGUGUGUGUCGGACUACCAGCCAAUGCUUUCAUCAAAGCGCCUGUUUUUGAUACUGUCGUUCGUGAGAUCAAUAUCAAAGGCAGCUAUGUUGGUAACCGACAAGACACUGCUGAAGCCAUUGAGUUUUAUAGGCAAGGCCUCAUCAAGGCACCGUUCAAAAUCGUUGGGCUUUCAGAACUCCAAAAGGUCUACGACAUGAUGAUUGCAGGAAAUAUAGCUGGUCGCUACGUGGUAGACACAAGCCGAUGA
Fusarium sp. VM40 is the source of this 1335-nucleotide messenger RNA. NCBI's taxonomy places the organism in Eukaryota, Fungi, Ascomycota, Sordariomycetes, Hypocreales, Nectriaceae. The record is from the annotation of a GenBank genome assembly.